This is a messenger RNA of Lingula anatina, 2135 nucleotides long. Its product is annotated as ER membrane protein complex subunit 8. Lineage: Eukaryota; Metazoa; Brachiopoda; Lingulata; Lingulida; Lingulidae. Gene Ontology annotation, cellular component: EMC complex. The record is from RefSeq and is a predicted model, not a curated record.
UAGCGAUACUGCGAACAGAGUUGGCGUGUUCAUGGUGAAAGGCAUUGUUAAUUAAAUCGGAAAGAUGCCUCCCGAUGUGAGCGUUAGUGUUAUCGCCUACUGUAAGCUGGUGCUUCACUUGUCAAAAUACCCACACUGUGCUGUGAACGGAGUUCUUCUGGCAAAGAAACCCACAAAGGAAAAUAGGAGUUUACAUUUUGUGGAUGUCAUUCCAUUAUUUCAUUUAGCACUAGAAUUAACUCCUAUGUUAGAAGUUGCAAUGACACAGAUUGAAUCCUACUGUAGUCAACAAGGGCUUAUAAUAGCAGGUUACUAUCAUGCGGGGGCUGUCAUAGGUGAUCCUAGUCCAACUUUUAUAGCCAAAAGGAUAGCAGACAAAAUAUGUGAAAACCUUAGUGAUGGGUGCUUGUUUAUGGUUAAUAACAACAAGUUGAAGCAACUAGAAGAAUCUGAGAUCUAUAGGAUAUAUUGCAGGCAUGAUGGAAAAUGGGAAAUAAAAGAUCAGAAAGUGACUGUGGAGGAGGAUGGUAUGCCUAUAGCUUCAGCAUUAGUGGAUGCCCAGGUGUAUGACCAGUUAGUGGACUUUGAUAACCAUUUGGACAACAUAACCUUGGACUGGAAAAACACAUUUGUACAGGAACACAUUGAGAGAGUUGUCCCUCAAUAAUAGCCACUUUAAAGUUCUCAGGAUUGCUUCAAAUCCUUUUCACAGAAAUCAAAUUUUUCCAUUUAUUUAAAUGCUUUUAAAAACUUUUUGUGUAGUCAGAUUAAAUUGCAGCAAGAGGAGAGAGGAUAAUUAAUUCAUGAUAUUAGUUAAGACUGAAGGAACAGGUUUCAGUUUUACCUCAGAGUCUGAUAAUGCAGGUGGAUUGAAAUUCAAAUUACUUGGCCAGUUUCUUCACACAUUUGGAUGCAGGUGGCAACUUCAAAAACAGUAGGAUAAUAAUGGAUAGACAUUUUUUUAUUUUGUACUGGCCCAUAUUCUCACAGUACAACUUUAAUCUGGAUUAAAUUUAUUCAUAUCAAUUACAAUAAUAAAUUGUAUUUGAUAUAAGCAUGACCAGUCUUUGAAGAAAGUUUCUUGUCUGUAACUUGCGAGCACCAAAGCAGACACUGGCACAGCAUUUUGAAGUAGAUUUCCUUUAAUUCUGACAGUUCAUACAGAUUUUUGUGUGCAAAAGUAUUGCAAGCUGUAUAAUGUUAACUUUUGGGUUUUGUUUCACAUAAAAAUUGACCUAUUUUAAGCUUUGUUUUAGACUAUCGAAAAUAUAACAAAUGUGUCUGUCUGUUAAGAACAAGAUGAACAAUAUUUUUCUUAAUUUGAAGAUCAAAAAUAAACCCAGGUUUGCUUUUAUAUUUCAAAUCAAAACUGUUCUUGCAGAGAUGGUCCCCUAAAUGGCAUUUUAGUCAGUUACAUGGCAUUCCUGAUGAAUGCCCAGAAAGUUGUAAACAUUUCUGAUUAUCCACUGUAUAAUGCUAUAAUUUGUGUACAAUGAUAACAUUUCAAAUUAUUCAAAAUCUACUAGUCAGAGUGUGCCUACUCAGCUGUUAUUUACAUGUAUAAUUGGGGAAGACACCACAAGAAAAUUUAGUUAAUAUUUAUAACAUUCAGUAUUUAGAAGAUGGUAGCUAAAUGAUAAAUAUUCACUUUUGCAAAACUUUUUAUCAGAUUCAAAAAUUCAAUUUGAUCAAUUCUGUAAUCUAUGACAAAGAAUCUCUAGAUGUUCUUUUAGGUACAAUUUCCGAAAAUUGUUCUCAUUCGUUAUUCAAAAAAGGGAUAAUAUAUCUAUAAUUAUUUCGAAAGUUUCUCUUUAGAUUAAGUAAAUACAGGGCUCGAAAGCAUCGUGAAUUGCAACUGAGCACAAGCGUCUCUAUUCCAUAACUUGGAAUUUACUCUCCCCAUGUAGGCCCUAAUAGCCUCGAAAUGAAAGGUGAUAAACAACGCGCGAUGUUUUCGAGUUAUGGAGCCCAGGUUAAUUAAUUAAUGAAGACAACUGUCAUAAGUUCUUGUUAUUAAUAAAUUAUAACCUCCACUUUGUGGUAAUCCUUCUGUUAAAUUGUUUCCCUUCAACAGUUUACUGUUUUGAAUUUUUUUUUCUUUUUUUUUUUGUCUUUGACCCAAGUUUACAGAAGAA